AUGCUCGGUUUGAUAUCUUUAUCCAUCGCUGUUGGUCCGAUUACUCGUCUAUUUACGAGGCAAAUGUAUUUUACUAUUGAGAAUCGAUCGUCGUGGUCGCAGAUCGUUAAUAUAUCUGGACCUGUGCUUCAGGAACUUUUGUUUUGGUCGAGUACUGUGGACGCUUUAAACGGUUUUCGUAUCAAACACAAAUUCUCGGCAACUGCGGUUGUAUUUUCAGAUGCAAGGGACACUGGUUAUGGUGGUCACUAUAUCUAUAAUUCAGAAUUCUUUUAUUCUAAUGGGUUGUGGGAUGAAACAGAACGCGUACAGAGCUCCACAUUUCGCGAGUUAAAAGCUGUACUUUAUGUAUUAACUUCAUUUUUGUUGACUUUGAGGCAUAGAAAAGUUAGGUGGUUUUCGGAUAACCAGAAGGCUUGUAGAAUAAUUUCUGUCGGUAGUGCAAAGCCAUCUCUUCAGGAGUUAGCCAUUGAAAUUUUUCAUAUCUGUUGUCAGAAUGAUAUUCAACUACAGACGACUUGGCUACCGAGGUCCGAGAAUGAAAAAGCGGAUAUGCUGAGUAGAAUUGUUGAUACAGACGAUUGGUCACUAAAUCCCAAGAUUUUCGGCAUGUUGGACAAAAUAUGGGGCCCGCAUAGCAUUGACAGAUUUGCGUCUUGUCACAACGCUCAGCUGCCACGUUUCAAUUCAGCAGCUUCGAACCCCGGUACAGAGGCCGUUGACGCAUUUUGUCAGGAUUGGUCCACUGAAAAUAAUUGGAUACAAAAUUGGAAGGCUGAACUCAGCAACCCAGCACUGGAUGACUUCUGUGACACUCUUCCCGAUGUGAUGUUGGCGUCUAGAGCCGGUAAUACGUUAAGCAAGUACACCGGCAGUUGGCUCAGAUGGAAACGAUGGUGUCAGUCAAAUCUGUCGGCGGGCGCCGCCUGUCCAGCAAAGCCGUUGCACAUUGCUAUAUAUCUUCGGAGUUUGUUGGACAACGCAAAUACAGUUGCGCCCAUGGAUUCCGCAUUGUAUAGUAUUAGAUGGGCGCACUCAAUGGCUGGUAUAGAAUCCCCGACUUGUCAUCCAAUGGUUCGAGCUACGAUGGAGGGCUGCAGGCGCAUUCUCGCUAAACCUAGAAAGGCCAAAGAGCCAGUCUACCCAGAAAUUCUGGCCACACUGGUGUCCCAAAAGAAUCUGUCUUCGUUAUCAGACUUACGAUUGCUAUGCUUGUGCCUUAUUUCGUAUGCUGGAUUUAUGCGUAUUGGCGAGCUCUUGAGCGUUAAAAUAAGCGACAUUUCAUUUUCAGAUUCUCAUAUGGAGAUUAAAUUGCAUAAGCGAAAGAACGACAAAUUUCGAGAAGGAAGUUCUAUAAUUAUUGCAAGGUCUCCCAAAAAUACUUGUCCCGUACGUGUUACUGAAAUGUUCAUAUCUAAAUUGGGGGUUAACGUUAAUUCCGAAAGUUUCUUAAUUCGAAGACUAGUACAUACUAAGCAGGGGCUCAAGCCUCACAAUCAUUUAGGGAUUUCAUAUUCUACUGCUAGAGAUUUAAUGAUGAAAGGUAUCAAACCACUAGUUAACGAUAUUUCCCAAUUCGGCACUCACAGUUUUCGUGCGGGUGGCGCAACGGCGGCAGCUAAUAGUAACGUUAAUGAAAGGUGCAUUGCCAGACACGGAGGGUGGAAGAGCACGAGUUCAAAAGACAGAUAUAUUUGCGAUUCGCUUCAAAGCAAACUAGAAGUAUCAAAGUCCCUUGGGGUCUAA
Messenger RNA from Saccoglossus kowalevskii, 1746 nucleotides. RefSeq lists its product as uncharacterized. Lineage: Eukaryota; Metazoa; Hemichordata; Enteropneusta; Harrimaniidae. The record is from RefSeq and is a predicted model, not a curated record.